AAAGGGGCCAAAUAAAGAUGGUGACUUGCGUUGCCUGCCGGUAGUUGUAGUUUUGCUGGGCUCUCCUCGUCGUCUUCCCCACUCUGCAGCCCAAGCCAAAGAGUCUGAGAGACCACAUUUCCUAGGAUGCCGUGCGGUGCGUCCAGCUGCACUUCCUCCUUAGGCGGAGGUAAGGAUUCAGGGAAGCUUGGUUAAAAACAGAGUUAAAGGCAGUGGGAGUCGAAGGAGAGGGUCUGAAGUUCACGACUACUAGAAGGGGAGGGGAGUGGAAAGGAUCUCAGUGAAAAAGGUAUUAGAAUUAUUUCUGAAUUUAUCAGUCUCUCAUUUGUGCUUUGGGGAAGCAGAAAAGGCAAAAGGGGUCUUUGGCCAUCUUCUGCUGGAGCUUUUAGAGAGGAUGUGUGUCCGAGAGACCAGAUGUGCCGAGUUUGACAUCCCAGAAGCCCAAGAGGAAAAGAACCACAGGGAGGAAAAGACUGUCCAAAGGCUUCUGUAGUCUUCUCUGCUCUAACCUUGGAAGGUUUUGAACAAUAUUUCUCAGAGGAUGGCCUUUCACUUACUCAUCUGUCCAGCAUGACUCAUCCCCAGGAGUGUUGAGGCCUGGACAAUCUGAAUUCUGCCAACCUCUUCAGUUCAGAACCAGCUUGACCCCAGGCCCCAUCACUCUGCCAGUCACCACAGUCCUCUAGGAAUUUGCCUUGGGAGUAUUGUAUGUUCACAUCUGCCUGUUGCAUGAUGGAAUUUGAACAUUACUUCCAGAGGUUUUAUGUUUUGGAUUAAUUGAGUUUGUCCUCUGCCGACUGUUUCUUCGGACGCAUUUUUUGGUGUGCUCUUGAGGGAUUAAAUGCAAAGAGAUCAUACCAUGGACUACAAGGAAAGCUGCCCAAGUGUAAGCAUUCCCAGCUCUGAUGAACACAGAGAGAAAAAGAAGAGGUUUACUGUUUAUAAAGUUCUGGUUUCAGUGGGAAGGAGUGAAUGGUUUGUCUUCAGGAGAUAUGCAGAGUUUGAUAAACUUUACAACACUUUAAAAAAACAGUUUCCUGCUAUGGCCCUGAAGAUUCCUGCCAAGAGAAUAUUUGGUGAUAAUUUUGAUCCAGAUUUUAUUAAACAAAGAAGAGCAGGACUAAAUGAAUUCAUUCAGAACCUUGUUAGGCAUCCAGAACUUUAUAACCAUCCAGAUGUCAGAGCAUUCCUUCAAAUGGACAGUCCAAAACACCAGUCAGAUCCAUCUGAAGAUGAGGAUGAAAGAAGUUCUCAGAAGCUACACUCUACCUCACAGAACAUCAACCUGGGACCAUCUGGAAAUCCUCAUGCCAAACCAACUGACUUUGAUUUCUUAAAAGUUAUUGGAAAAGGCAGCUUUGGCAAGGUUCUUCUUGCAAAACGGAAACUGGAUGGAAAAUUUUAUGCUGUCAAAGUGUUACAGAAAAAAAUAGUUCUCAACAGAAAAGAGCAAAAGCAUAUUAUGGCUGAACGUAAUGUGCUUUUGAAAAAUGUGAAACAUCCAUUUUUGGUUGGAUUGCAUUAUUCCUUCCAAACAACUGAAAAGCUUUAUUUUGUUCUGGAUUUUGUUAAUGGAGGAGAGCUUUUUUUCCACUUACAAAGAGAACGGUCCUUUCCUGAGCACAGAGCUAGGUUUUAUGCUGCUGAAAUUGCUAGUGCAUUGGGUUACUUACACUCCAUCAAAAUAGUAUACAGAGACUUGAAACCAGAAAAUAUUCUUUUGGAUUCAGUAGGACAUGUUGUCUUAACAGAUUUUGGGCUUUGUAAAGAAGGAAUUGCUAUUUCUGACACCACUACCACAUUUUGUGGGACACCAGAGUACCUUGCACCUGAAGUAAUUAGAAAACAGCCCUAUGACAAUACUGUGGAUUGGUGGUGCCUUGGGGCUGUUCUGUAUGAAAUGCUGUAUGGAUUGCCUCCUUUUUAUUGCCGAGAUGUUGCUGAAAUGUAUGACAAUAUCCUUCACAAACCCCUAAGUUUGAGGCCAGGAGUGAGCCUUACAGCCUGGUCCAUUCUGGAAGAACUCCUAGAAAAAGACAGGCAAAAUCGACUUGGUGCCAAGGAAGACUUUCUUGAAAUUCAGAGUCAUCCUUUUUUUGAAUCACUCAGCUGGGCUGACCUUGUACAAAAGAAGAUUCCACCACCAUUUAAUCCUAAUGUGGCUGGACCAGAUGAUAUCAGAAACUUUGACACAGCAUUUACAGAAGAAACAGUUCCAUAUUCUGUGUGUGUAUCUUCUGACUAUUCUGUAGUGAAUGCCAGUGUAUUGGAGGCAGAUGAUGCAUUCGUUGGUUUCUCUUAUGCACCUCCUUCAGAAGACUUAUUUUUGUGAACAGUUUGCCAUUCAGAAACCAUUGAGCAAAAUAAGUCUAUAGAUGGGACUGAAACUUCUAUUCAUGUGAAUAUAUUCAAAUAUGUAUAACUAGUGCCUCAUUUUUACAUGUAAUGAUGAAAACUAUGAAAAAAUGUAUUUUCUGCUAUGUGCAAGGAAAAAUAGGGCAUUUCAAAGAGCUGUUUUGAUUAAAAUUUAUAUUCUUGUUUAAUAAGCUUAUUUUUAAACAAAAUGUAAAAGCUCUUAUUCUUAGCAUUAACCUAUUUUUAAAGAAACCUUUUUUGCUAUUGACUGUUUUUUCCCUCUAAGUUUACACUAACAUCUACCCAAGAUAGACUGUUUUUUAACAGUCAAUUUCAGUUCAGCUAACAUAUAUUAAUACCUUCGUAACUCUUUACUAUGGCUUUUGUUAUCACAUCAAAACUAUGCAAUUGGUACAUGGUUGUUUAAGAAGAAACCGUAUUUUUCCAUGAUAAAUCACUGUUUGAAAUAUUUGGUUCAUGGUAUGAUCAAAGUGUAAAAGCAUAAUGAAUACAUUGGCUGCUAGUUAACAUGGAAUAACUUUAUUCUGCAGAUCAUUUAAGAAGUAACAGGCCGGGCGCAGUGGCUCACGCCUGUAAUCCCAGCACUUUGGGAGGCUGAGGUGGGUGAAUCACCUGAGGUCAGGAGUUCGAGACCAGCCUGACCAACAUGGAGAAACCCCAUCUCCACUAAAAAUACAAAAUUGGCCGGGCAUGGUGGCGCAUGCCUAUAAUCCCAGCUACUCGGGAGGCUAAGGAAGGAGAAUCGCUUGAACCCGGGAGGCGGAGGUUGCUGUGAGCCAAGAUCGCGCCAUUGCACUCCAGCCUGGGCAACAAGAGGGAAACUCCAUCUCAAAAAAAAAUGAGUAACAAAAGGAAAUUAUUGUUUUUGAAAUACCAAUUCAACUUUGUGGAUUAUUUUUCCUCCAAAGGAAAAGACAAAGUUUAAUGGUUAGGAUUUUUAAGUAUUCCCAAAGAUCUGAAGGGUAAUAAAAUGUACUGCUGGAUUUUUUAAGGUGGUACCAAAAAUGAAUGUCUCUCUGUCAUAUAUUUAUAUUAGAAAUACAUUGUGUUUAUGUUCUGUUCAUCUUUUGAAUGUUUAGUAUGCUAUUAAGUCAUUCUAAAUCUUUGUAUUUGCUUUUGCAAAUAGGUAUUUCAAAGCUCUUUUCCUAAUUGGUUAAGUAAAAUAAAAAAUUGAGCUUUCUAGAGUAUUUGCCUAAUUGGGAAUUAAAAAAUGGAAUAACAGGCCAGGCAUGGUGGCUCAUGCCUAUAAUCCCAGCAUUCUGGGAGGCCGAGGCAGACAGAUUAUUUGAGCUCAGGAGUUUGAGACCAUCCUGGGCAACGUAGCGAAACCCUAUCUCUACAAAAAAUACAAAAAUUAGCCAGACAUGGUGACACAUAUCUUUAGUCCCAGCUACUCUGGAGGCUGAAGUUAGAGGAUGACUUGAGCCCAGGAGAUGGAAGUUGCAGUGAACUGAAAUCGUGCCACUGCACUUUUCAGCCUGGGUGCCAGAGCAAGACCCUAGUUAAGAAAAAAAAAAAAAAAAAAAUUGUAGGUCAGUGUAAAUGUGUAUAGUUUUAUUGCAAUGUAACAAAAGCUGAAAAUCAGGCAGAUGUGUAUUCAGUAUCUAAUUCAAUAUAUCUGAGAAAAAGUACAGGAAACAGACCUUAAAAUCGUAACCUACCAACUAACUUACAUGCUUAUAAAAGUAAAGGAGAAUAACUGGCUGGGCAUGGUGGCUCAUGCCUAUAAUAUCCCAGCACUUUGGGAGGCCAAGGCAGGAGGAUCAGUUGAGCCCACAAGUUCAAGACUAGCCUGGGCAAUGUAAUGACACCUCAUUUCUAUUUAUUAAAAAAAAAUAAAAAAUAAAAAAUAAAUAACUACAGAAGAACUUUAAAAAAUUAAAAAUAAGCUUACCUUGGAUUCUUGGCUUAGAGUAGAGGUUUUUUUAAGUUAUGUAGGAAACAUUUUUGUAAAAGUUUAAUGACCCACGUUAGAUGCUCCAAGAACAAGCAUCCCUUCCAUGUAUGUCUUGAAAAAGAAAUCACGAAAGCAUUUCUCACCAAUAUUCUGUGGCUUAAAAGUGUUUAGCAGAAUUGGGCAGUGGGGGUGGCAGUGUGCUUUUCUUAUAUUAAUAAUAUUUACAUCCAAUACACUGAAUCUUCCUUUAGAGGUAAGACUUUAAUAUCUACACUGUAAAUAUUUGGUUUAUUUGGCACUACUGUAAGUUUCAUUUUUACACAAAGCUCUUAUUAUAAAUCAAAAUAAAAAUUGUAGUUUCUUGUAUGAUUUUUUGUACUCAUUCAUUCCUGUUAAGCUGCCAAAAAUUAAAGUGCAAUAUUGUAUAUUUUUAAGAACAAAUUUAAAAUAGAAUUUUGAUGUUUCUCAGAUCACAAGAAAUACAAAUCUAUAUAGUAUAAUAAAAUCAGCAAAAAAAUCAA
Molecule: messenger RNA, 4794 nt
Organism: Rhinopithecus roxellana (golden snub-nosed monkey)
Lineage: Eukaryota; Metazoa; Chordata; Mammalia; Primates; Cercopithecidae
Product: serine/threonine-protein kinase Sgk3
Exons: 19
Coding region: 842-2332 (496 amino acids)
Biological process (GO): protein phosphorylation
Molecular function (GO): protein serine/threonine kinase activity; ATP binding; phosphatidylinositol binding
Source: RefSeq, a predicted model, not a curated record